UCUCUCUGUCUCUCUGCGACUGAGACUCGAAUGAUCAGUCUCUCUUUCUGUUCUCUACACAAAGACCCCACACCCACUCCAUCUUCAUACAAAAUGUCAUCUAUGGACACAUCUACGUCGUCGACGGCUCCCGCCGCAACGUCCGAGCUGACCUCGGCCGACUACUACUUUGACUCGUACGCCCACUUUGGCAUCCACGAGGAGAUGCUCAAGGACUCUGUUCGCACGAACGCAUACAAGCACGCCAUCGAGCGCAACAAGCACGUCUUCAAGGGCAAGACCGUCCUCGACGUUGGCUGCGGCACGGGCAUUCUGUGCAUGUUUGCUGCCCGCGCUGGCGCAAAGAAGGUCAUUGGCAUUGACUGCUCCAACAUUAUCGACCAGGCCAAGGUCAUCAUCAAGGACAACGGCUUUGAAAACACAAUCACCCUGAUCAAGGGCAAGGUCGAGGAAGUCACCCUCCCCGUCGACAAGGUCGAUGUCAUCAUCUCAGAGUGGAUGGGCUACGCCCUCCUGUACGAGUCCAUGCUCGACACUGUUCUGUUUGCCCGCGACAAGUGGCUUGCUCCCGGCGGUGUCCUGUACCCCGAUCGUGCUUGGAUCAAGAUGGUCGCCAUCGAGGACGCUGACUACAAGGAGGAGAAGAUUAACUGGUGGAACACUGUCUAUGGCUUCAACAUGAGCUCAAUCCGCAACAUUGCCCUGCACGAGCCUCUUGUCGACACCGUCGAUGCUCGUCAAAUUGUCAGCGAGGCUGCCACCGUGCAAGAGAUUGACUGCGCCACCGUCACCAAGGAGGCGCUCGACUUUACCGCGCCCUUCCAGCUUGCCGUCAACCGCGACGACUACGUCCAUGCCCUAGUUUGCUAUUUCGACAUUGCUUUCACCGCCACGCACAAGACCGUCGGCUUUUCCACUGGCCCCGAUGCCCCUUACACUCACUGGAAGCAGACCGUCUUCUACCUGGACGAUUUCCUGACCGUCAAGGCCGGCGAAGUCAUUAACGGCACUCUCAGCAUGAAGCGCAACGCCAAGAAUCCCCGCGACAUUGACAUUACUCUCCGUGUUGAUUUCGAUGGCGAGCACUCAAGUCUGCACGAGACCAUCCCCUACCGCAUGCGAUAAAUCACGCUGGUGCUUUGAUCUUUUUUUUUUUUUCGAGUGCGAAUUAAUUUUUUUGUUUCUUUUCCAACUAUUCAAACUGUUUAAAUGUCCUGAUCUUGGCCUGAGUUCAUUCUCAUUGUGAAAAGCAACUCGCGCCGUUUCCCGCACCUUUCCC
Capsaspora owczarzaki ATCC 30864 is the source of this 1279-nucleotide messenger RNA. RefSeq names its product protein arginine N-methyltransferase 1. The transcript is spliced from 3 exons. The record is from RefSeq and is a predicted model, not a curated record. Gene Ontology annotation, cellular component: nucleus. Gene Ontology annotation, molecular function: protein-arginine N-methyltransferase activity. NCBI's taxonomy places the organism in Eukaryota, Filasterea, Ministeriida, Capsasporidae. Gene Ontology annotation, biological process: peptidyl-arginine methylation. The coding region runs from base 31 to 1125 and encodes 364 amino acids.